Messenger RNA from Talaromyces rugulosus, 3663 nucleotides. RefSeq lists its product as uncharacterized. The record is from RefSeq and is a predicted model, not a curated record. NCBI's taxonomy places the organism in Eukaryota, Fungi, Ascomycota, Eurotiomycetes, Eurotiales, Trichocomaceae. Gene Ontology annotation, molecular function: ATP binding; protein kinase activity. The coding region runs from base 1 to 3663 and encodes 1220 amino acids. The transcript is spliced from 3 exons. Gene Ontology annotation, biological process: meiotic sister chromatid cohesion, centromeric; mitotic spindle assembly checkpoint signaling; protein phosphorylation.
AUGUCGGCCUCUGAAGAUCUCAUCAACUUCGACGUGAUCGAGACGCAAAAGGAAAAUAUCCAGUCUCUCCCAGGUGGAAGGUCGGCAAAGGCUUUGGCCCAGAUAUUUUCCUCCGGAAGCAAUGGCGAUAAAUAUGCAUCGCCCUCGCCAAAUGAGACGCGGACAUUAAACGAUGCUAUCAGACAAGAGUACGAAGCUGAAAUCCAAGCCAGCGCCGAUUCAGACGAUCCGCUUGAUGUAUACGAUCGGUACGUCAAAUGGACAAUGAACGCCUACCCUUCAGCACAAGCAACUGCAGAGUCGGGGCUUCUGUCUCUAUUGGAGCGGGCGACCAAAGCCUUUCUCAACUCAACACAUUAUAAAAACGAUCCGCGAUACCUACGACUGUGGUUACAAUAUGUCAGGCUCUUCUCAGAUGCUCCACGUGAGACGUUUGCUUUUCUAUCACGUCACAACGUAGGCCAAGGUCUUGCACUAUUUUACGAAGAAUUCGCCGCUUGGCUUGAAGGGGCCGGUAGAUGGGCGCAGGCAGAGGAGGUUUACAAACUGGGUUUGGAGCGAGAAGCACGUCCACAGGAGCGUCUUCUUCGAAAGUUUGGCGAAUUCCGAACCCGAUUUGAGCAACAACCACGAGGAAGCGACGGUCCAUCCUCUCCCGCUUUGCCGACCGUUCGUGCCGCAUUGGCAGCAAAAGUCGAUCCAUUCUCAACAGCUCGAACGGCACCUGCUGAUCCUCAGGGACCACAAUCCAGGGGCGUUGGGGGAAGCACAACAAAGAAGUCAGGGAAACCGAAAAUGGCCAUAUUUGCAGAUUCCGACGAGGCAUCUUCCCAGCCUGCAGUAAGCGGGCAACCCGCGGGUUGGGAUAGCAUUCAAUCAAUUCGUGACAGGCGAAAGGAGAACACGGUCGAAGCAAAACCAUGGGCCGGGGAGACGAUGAAGUCGGAAAAGCAGCGUGCACCCGUGCAGAAAAUGGCUAUAUUCAGGGAUGAGUCAAAUCGAAAUACACCAGAUGAUUCAAAUAUUCCAAGUGCACAAAAGCACACUCCCGAGCACCAUAUUAGAGAAGCUACCAAUCCCCGGACUGGUAGGAGAGAGCGUGUUUUUGUGAAUCUAGAGGCUGUUUAUCCGGACUACAAGGAUCCUAGCCAUGAAAUCUGUUUGGAAGAACUCCGAGCCUCCCACAGAGGGUGGCUAAAGAAAGACUGGAGCAAAUCGAGCAAGCCAUUGCGAGAAAUCCCCACCAACGCAGCCGGACGUGCCUUGGAGCAUUCGGAAACGAAUAAUGAAACCAUCGAGCACAAUCUUACUGAUGAACUAAAGCAAAAGCUCACUAUUGACGGGAAGCCAUCCCACCAUGGAGAUCGUGAGGGUAAGCUGUCCAAGGUCAAGAAAAUCAAAGUACGGGAAAUCAACGAGACCCAAACCGUCAAAACAAAUCUGGACUCCCCUGCGAAGCCCAAGAUAAAACGCAAAAAUGUUCGGGAACCGACUAUGACGAUUCACACCCGCGCUGCUACGGAUGAAAUCUACAGUAUCUUCAACCAACCGUUAAAGUCAGAAACCGCAGGAGAUGAUCAUGGAGACAGUCUCUUUGAUAGCGAAUUUGAAGACGAUGAUUACACCAGCGGCGGAGAGAGCACUGCUACUGGCAGGAUGUCGGCUGGAACGAGCGAAUUUGGUGACGACGACACCAGCGCCUUACAACGAGGAAAUGAGGACGAAGAGGAAGAAGAGGAGGACGAUGAAGAUGUUGAGAACGAUGGAGAAUGGACCGAAUUCACAGCAAGAAAACACAUCCCCCAACUUCCUUCCGAAACACCCAGAGCAGACGACGACAGGUAUAUUCCGGAGAUGCCGGACAACUAUAAUCCGCCCGUGGGGAUGUAUCGUGAUGCCGCAAUAAUGGCUCAGAAUCGGCUACCUUUUAUGACGCCUAUAAUCGAGAAGACUGAAUCUUCGCUGCCCUCGUUUACUGCGGCAAAAAGUCGCCUUUAUGACACAAAAACACCGUGUAAAACCGUUCCAGAAGUCGACUAUACACCUGAUAGGUCACCUGUCGGAGACUUACUUCUCCCUACUCCAGAUGCAGCAAAAGCGAUCACCCAUCUUCCGGAAAUUCAGUCACCAAGCCCAGCAGUCAAGACACUGCGACGAACCCCUGUCAAGGCAUCUUCAUCACCCAGGCCAGCCGACAUCGCCGCAAUAAUUAAAGAAGAGCAAUGCGAUCCUACAGACAUUGGAAUCCGCAAAAAGAUUCUCAGGUCGGCCGAACCCCCUCUGGCGACGUACGCGGGGUACCACGAUAACUCAUCCAUCUUCGGUGCACAUGCUGGAGACAUUCAGAAAUACUCGAAAGCUCUGAAGAGGCCAGGGAAGAGCGGAGACAAGUUGUCUUUCCCUGCUCCAGUUCUGGAGUUUCCCCAUGCUGACAGGACAUACGCCAUCAGACGAGAAGUCGGGGCCGGGGCAUAUGCGCCAGUUUAUCUUGCAGAGUGCGUUCAAGAUAACGCUGGGUGUAAGGACGAAGCUCAACGAGGAGGUCUCGAAGCCAUCAAGAUGGAGAGGGACCCUCCUAACGCAUGGGAGUUUUAUAUGAUUCGAACUGCACAGGAUCGUAUUGCCGCCACGCCAUCCCUAUCCCGUGCGGCAGACAGUAUUGUCAGAGCCCAUGAGCUUCAUCUUUUCAAAGACGAAUCAUUCUUGAUAGAGGACUAUCGAGGACAAGGCACACUUCUGGACUUGGUUAACAUCAUCAGAACAGAUGUUAUGACUACCACAGGCAACGCUGAAGCCGGCAUGGACGAGGCUCUUUCCAUGUUCUUUGCUGUUGAAUUGUUCCGAACGAUCGAGGCUCUUCAUACCUGCGGUAUCCUCCAUGGAGACGUCAAACCCGACAACUGUCUCGUUCGGUUUGACAACAUAAAGAACCACUUUUCUUCUUCCUCUUCCUCUCUCUCUUCGCCACCCAGCGAAUCACUUCUCGACCUAGCAGAUGAAGACACAACAACCGACACCAGCGAAGCACACUAUUCCGCACGGGGCCAAUGCGGCUGGCGCGAAAAGGGACUUAUGCUGAUCGACUUUGGCCGCGGCGUCGACAUGAAAGCAUUCCGACCCGACGUCAAGUUUGUGGCCGAAUGGGAAAUGAGCCAGCACGACUGCAUCGAAGUACGCGAGAUGCGGCCAUGGACAUACCAGAUCGAUUUGUACGGCGUCGCGGUUACUAUCCACGCAAUGCUCUUUGGCAAAUACCUCGAAUGCGUCCCCGUCGAUUCGCGCACUUCUAGCGGUGGUCGGGAUUCUUUCAAUAACCAGCAAUCGUCCGACGAUGAGAGUGGUCUUUCCAAACGCUACCGCGUCCGUGAAGCGUUUAAACGAUACUGGGACCGCGAGAUUUGGACCGACGUGUUCGAUCUGCUGUUGAACCCUUGCAGCGAACGGUGGACAAAACUGGAGUAUCAACAGCAGCAAGGCACAUCAUCACCUGACGAUACUACUACAGCCUCACCGCUCCCCGUGCUGCACUCGAUGAAACUCGUCCGCGAAAAAAUGGAGACAUGGCUCACAGCAAAUGCUGAGAAGAAAGCAUUAUCGCACCAGAUUCGCAAACUGGAAGCCCAUUUAUCGCGUCGAAAGGAGAAAUUGGAAAAAGACCGGUGA